CACUUCCUAGUCAUCGGCUUCCCCGCAGCACGCUGUGUCCUCGGCCUCUGCCUCAGACAAGGGAACACAGCAAGGAUGGCGAUUUCCAUGCUGGAGUGGCUGCUGGUUUCUGCGCUGGCUGCCUGUAUGGUCCUCUUGCUGCUGAAGAGCACGGCUCAGCCUUACCCAGCCACCCUGCCCUGUCUGCCAUCCCUGCCCAUCGUGGGCAGCCUGCUGAGCCUGAAGACCAGCCUCCCCCUCCAUCUGCAGUUCACCUCUCUGAGGGAGAAGUACGGAGAGCUGUUCGCCCUGUACGUGGGGCCGCACUACACCGUGGUCGUCAACAGCUUCACGCUCGCCAAGGAGGUCCUGCUGCACAAUGGCAAGGCAUUCGCAGGGAGACCCCAUAUGAUGACGACAGAUCUGCUCAGCCGAGGGGGGAAGGACAUUGCCUUCGCUGAUUACAGCCCUCUCUGGAAGGCCCACCGCAGGCUCGUACACUCCUCCUUUGUGGCAUCUGGAGAAGGCAGCAGCAAACUGCAAGGCAUAGUGUGUGAGGAGGCCUCCAUCCUGUGCUCCAUCCUAUCAGCAAAAGCAGGGGAGCCCCUGGACCCCGGGCCAGUGCUGACCAGAGCUGUCACCAAUGUGGUGUGCACCCUUGUCUUCAGCUCCAAGUACCAUCCUGAAGACGCAGAGUUCAACACGGUGAUGGAGUACAACAACGGCAUAGUGCACACCAUUGCACGAGGAAACCUAGUGGACAUAUUUCCCUGGCUAAAGAUUUUUCCAAACAGGGAUCUCAAGCAGCUGAAGGAAUGCAUUCAAGUGAGAGAUAAGCUUUUGACAAACAAGCUGGAGGAGCACAAGAAGAGCUACAGCCCUGACGACACUAGAGACCUGAUGGAUGUUCUGCUGAAAGGCCGGAAUGGACCGGGAGCAGAGUCUGGCAUCACCGAUGACCACGUUCUCAUGACCGCUGCGGAGGCUUUUGGGGCUGGAGUGGAAACAACAUCUACCACCCUGCUCUGGGCUCUUGCUUUCCUCAUACACUACCCCGAGGUUCAGAAAAAGAUCCAUCAGGAGAUUGAUGAGAAAAUUGGGCACGACCGUACACCCAAUCUCUCUGACCGUGGGCAGCUUCCGUACCUGGAGAGCACCCUCUCUGAAGUUCUCCGAAUCAGGCCCGUUGCUCCCUUGCUAAUUCCUCAUGUGGCCCUGCAGGACACUAGCAUUGGAGAGCACUUCAUCCCUAAAGACACCCGUGUGGUCGUGAACAUGUGGUCCAUUCACCAUGACCCCAGGCAAUGGGACGAGCCUGAAAGAUUCCGGCCAGAGCGCUUCCUGGACAGCCAGGGCCAGCGGUCCUCUCCCGCCAGCUUCAUCCCCUUCGGCGCCGGGCCGCGCGUGUGCGUGGGCGAGUCCCUGGCCAAGAUGGAGCUCUUCCUGUUCUCCAGCUGGCUGCUGCAGCGCUUCUCCGUCAGCGGCCCCCCAGGAGCCGGGCUGCCCGACCUCGGGGGCCGAUACGGCGUGGUCCUGCAGCCCCAGCCCUACUCCGUGGUGAUCACGCCAAGGCAGGGACGUGCCAAGUGAUGGAAGACUUGCCUCCCCACAGUGCCGAUGGGACUGACACGCGACAAUCCCAUUUUCCUACUGUAUGUUGGGCUCAGGCAAUACAAAGCUUCACGCAAAUGUGCAGGAAGAGCACUGCAGUACAGCCUCCACGUCAGUCUGUUACUUCCAAUAUUCCUGCCAGAUGAACAGCAAUAAAAAAUGAGAAUACCCAUUUUUAA
This is a messenger RNA of Lepisosteus oculatus (spotted gar), 1769 nucleotides long. RefSeq names its product cytochrome P450, family 17, subfamily A, polypeptide 2 (gene cyp17a2). Gene Ontology annotation, molecular function: heme binding; steroid 17-alpha-monooxygenase activity; iron ion binding. The record is from RefSeq and is a predicted model, not a curated record. NCBI's taxonomy places the organism in Eukaryota, Metazoa, Chordata, Actinopteri, Semionotiformes, Lepisosteidae. Gene Ontology annotation, biological process: hormone biosynthetic process; progesterone metabolic process.